AUGGCCGACGACGGGCCGGAUUCGUUCGAUUCGUUCGACCCGUUCGAAGAGGACCGAAUGGAUAUAUCUGGAACUCUGACACAGCCGAUCGUGCUCGACGAUUCGGACGAUUCGUUCGACGCGGGACCCGCCAAACCGACGGUCCUCGAUCGGAAAGCCGUCGUUGAAAAGUAUCAUAUGCUCAAAAAAGAGGCGGAGCAGCUGGACGAGCUCGCGAGGGAGGUCAGGAAUCUGGUGCUGAUCUGCAAGCAAAUGGAGGAGUGCUACUCGAAGCGGGUAAAUCGGACCGAGAUGCUCGCGAGUUCCGCGGAAGUUCGGCAUCUGCACGACGGCACCGCCCUUCUCCUCGUCACCGUUCACAAUAUUACGGACCGUCCUAUGGUCGACUGGAUUCUCUCUAUUCAUCCCACUCCGAUCCAUCCGCAGAUUGCCAGUACCUCCAGCCAGACCAUCGCCCUGGGCUCUCUUCUUCCGGGCACCCGGAAGACCUUCGAAUGCCACGUGGCACGAGACGCGUGCGCACCGCCCGUCCUUUUGCAGUUGUCGCUGAUCCGCGAGUUCCAGUUGGAGGAGGUUCGGAAGGUGUUCCACGUGGAUCUCGAUCCGAUUUGCGUGACUCUUUGGGAUGAAAUGCAGAGGAUUAAGGAUCGGAAUGUGAAUUCUGUACGUGAAAACUAGUGCAUUCUUAUUUAAAAAAAAACAAUAAUUUCAGAGCUUCCACACGUCAAUCCGCCUCCCAAACUGUCUGAUCGACCUGCUCUCCGGCCGUCCCGACACCGUCGUCACGCCUUCACAAGUCUUCCGCGCCGUCCUCCACCUCGACGUCGAACCGAACACCUCCGACGUCGUUCUGUGUCUCCAGUCUUCUUCAUCGUCAGUACUUGUCAAAAUCAGCUGCUCGCGAGACGGAGGCACGCAUCACUCGCUGAGCAUCGGCACGGAGAGCUCGCGGAGCCACGCGGCACUCGUCGAGCAGCUGCGUCUGCGUCUGUGUGUGGAGAUGUCGAAAUUGAAGUCGCGGCCGGCGAAAAAAGGGAUAGGAAUUGUGGCAGAAAUGGGCACGGCCGGCUCGAUUGAAGAGCUCUUUCAGUCUACGCUCUCCGCCUUUUAUUGA
Messenger RNA from Caenorhabditis sp. 36 PRJEB53466, 1114 nucleotides. The record is from the annotation of a GenBank genome assembly. Lineage: Eukaryota; Metazoa; Nematoda; Chromadorea; Rhabditida; Rhabditidae.